This is a messenger RNA of Exaiptasia diaphana, 2083 nucleotides long. RefSeq names its product protein Wnt-10a. Gene Ontology annotation, molecular function: cytokine activity; frizzled binding. Gene Ontology annotation, biological process: neuron differentiation; multicellular organism development; cell fate commitment. Gene Ontology annotation, cellular component: extracellular region. The record is from RefSeq and is a predicted model, not a curated record. The transcript is spliced from 4 exons. Lineage: Eukaryota; Metazoa; Cnidaria; Anthozoa; Actiniaria; Aiptasiidae. The coding region runs from base 589 to 1656 and encodes 355 amino acids.
AUUUUACGAGGUGAGCGUUGAAAYUAAACUAUGCAGCGAACGUGGAUAUCUCAAUCAAGAUAACAAAAAAUCACACCCUGAUUCAAUGCAGUGACCUCUUAUUAAGGAUCUAAGCCUCGACGAGGAGUUCUGUUUUAACAGUUUGGUGAUACGAAUCUACACACAAGAAUUCCUUCCGUCCAUUUUGUGUUUGCAAACAUGAAUCUUCUACAGACAAGRCAAUCAAGUUGUCAUAUCAAGGAGYAUCGAUGAGAAUGCCCUCAAUUAACAGCUUAUGAUUGCACCUCCAUUCCUAAAGCACGGCAAUAAAAACAUCCAGAGUGCUCACAAGUACAUCUUUUCCGGCUCGUCACUCAAUGCCCUCAGAUGGAAGUCUGUAAAUCGAAUUUCAACGUGUGUAUGGGAGUAUUAUGGCUGUGCGUUACUACACAGACCAGAGCAAACACAAUUGACAGGCUUUCCAAAGUGGGUUCUCAUUCCAAUGCCAGCCAAGUUCCACGAUGCGUGUUUUUUUGCACUUGAGGACCGAGACAGAUUAAAUCGUCCACAGAAUUCAUAGUAAAAAAGUUAUCCCAAUUUAACCUGAACAUGGAGCUUACCUACAGAUACGCUUUCACAGUUGUACUUGUCGUGGUUCAAAUCCACUCAAAAGGAACUCAAUGUUAUGACAUUUUUAACGCCAAUAACCAAUUUGAAGAUCCAAUUCUGAAUCCUGAAACAGUCUGCGAAAACACACCAUCGUUAAACAAGAAUCAGAUGAUCUUGUGCAGGAAGUGGCCUGAUGUUGUGGCGAGUGCUCUUCAAGGGAUGCAGUACGCAGUGCAUGAAUGYCAGGCUCAGUAUCGCUAUCGACGAUGGAACUGCUCAUCUCUUGAAAUGAAUAAUGGAAAUCCRAUGACCAACCCUAUUCUAACACGAGGAUUUCGUGAAACAGCCUUCGUACACGCAAUCAUUGCGGCUGGAGUAACAAGUUCAAUAGCGAAAUCUUGCAGCUAUGGGAAACUGAGUGCUUGUAGCUGUGAUGGGUCAAUGAGAGGAAAGGGGGAUGGAUGGAAGUGGGGAGGAUGUGGAGAUAAUAUCAUCUAUGGAGCAAUGUUUGCUAAGCUGUUUUUAAAUGGGGAAGAAAGAGGACACGACAUCUACUCCAAAAUGAAAUUACACAACAAUAUGGUUGGUACUUCGACUGUACAAGUAAACUCUAAGACCAAGUGUAAAUGCCAUGGCAUGUGCGGUUCGUGUAGCGUCAAGACUUGCUGGAAAACAGCUCCAAAUUUUCGUGAAGUCGGAGACCGCCUCAUGGAAAAGUACGACUACGCGACAUUAAUACGAACAAAAAAUAGAAGUAGUGGCAAGGUGAAAAUACGACCCGUCAGGAAGAAAUUUAGACGAUCAAACUUUAAGGAAGACCUUGUAUACUUCGAAAAAUCCCCAGAUUAUUGUCACCGCGAUAAAUCGCUGAUGAUAUCAGGGACAUCUGGGAGAAUAUGUUCAACAGAUUCUCUAGAUACGGACAACUGCGAACGUCUUUGUUGCGGCAGGCCUUUCAUGAUCAAAAGAAUGUCAGUUGCGAAGCGGUGCAAAUGUCAUUUUAACUGGUGCUGUUACGUAAUUUGCAACACAUGUACUGAAACGUCAGUGCUUAACGUAUGCACCUAAUGGUUUUAUUGGCAAAUGACGUCGUGAAUAUGCGUACAAAAGAGGUUCCAGGAAUUCCGGACGGGCUUAACCUCAAGGAUAAAGCAACAGGCUGCACAAUUUAGUAACACUGACCAUGAAGAAAACGUUUUUAAAAAUUGUGCUGCCAAAGUAUUGUAAAGUUGGUCACUGGAAAAUGAUCUUCCUUGAGACAGCCCCUUGUACGUAUCUAAURCGUACUGUAGUUAAGUUGGAUUUGUUUAAAUCUGGCCGAUGGAAAACGACCGUGAAAAUGCUCACGUACUUUGGUCAAUAAAAUUUUAAAUCAGAUUAAAGCUUAUAACAGAUGAUCAGAUCAGCAAUGGGUAGGAUAGAAAGUGCAAAGCUGAAUCUAGGUCAUUGACCACUUGGGAGACCCUCAAUACUUCUUGAGUGCGAGAAGUAGUAA